This is a messenger RNA of Bicyclus anynana (squinting bush brown), 2307 nucleotides long. RefSeq lists its product as uncharacterized. The transcript has 12 exons. The record is from RefSeq and is a predicted model, not a curated record. The coding region runs from base 217 to 2166 and encodes 649 amino acids. Gene Ontology annotation, molecular function: damaged DNA binding; 5'-3' DNA exonuclease activity. Lineage: Eukaryota; Metazoa; Arthropoda; Insecta; Lepidoptera; Nymphalidae. Gene Ontology annotation, biological process: interstrand cross-link repair; double-strand break repair via nonhomologous end joining; protection from non-homologous end joining at telomere.
AUCUUUAUAUUUGUUGUUUUUAAUAAAAAAAAAAAUUAAAGUUGUUUUUGUUUUGAUUUUGAGUUCAAUUAUGUUAUUCUGAAUAUUCUUUUUAAAGGAUAUUAAAAUAAACUUCAUGGUAUAAGUAUUAAAUGAUUAUUCUUUUAGCCUUUUGUGAUAUUGAUUGAUUUUGAUGUGAUAUUGAUAUUACAAGUAGUUCCUCGGUCCACCCUCAAAAUGCACAAUGCCGAUAUAAAUGAUUAUUUACCAUCCAUAUUGAAGCCCAGGACUAUCCGCCGCGAAGAAGCCUGUACUUUGUCUCUUACACAGAAUUCAGUUGUUAGUUAUCCCUCUCUGUCUCUCAAAAGAAACAAAAUAAAUAGCACAGGCACUUCAGAUAAUUUAAAUAAGGGUGUGGAACUUGAUCCAAGUCCUAGCACGAAUAGUCCACAUAAAAGAAAAGCUGCUGCUAUCAACUUACAAAUAAAAAAGAAGAAUUUGACAACUGAGCAGGGUACAGAGCAAACAAAAGUUCCUAAUUUAAAAACAGAUGUCAAUAAGAAACUAACACAUGCCAUUGUACAACCAGAAAAUUGUAAAUCAGUGAAAGGGAAAAUUUUCGAUAAAAGAAAAGAUAAACGAAAAUUUGGUUCAGAAAAGAAUGGAAUUAGUGUUGCGGGCUGUUUAAAACAGAAAUCUAUCGACGCUUAUUUUAGAUGUACAAAUGUUUUGAGAUUAAAACAUUCGGUUGAUGCAAAUGCAAAUAAGGAUGCCUAUGCAUUGCUAAGUGAUUGGAAUGUUUGCACAGAUAACAAAGUGCGUGUUGAUGAUGACAUGAAUAGGAAUUCGAUUGUCGUCGACGUAAAACACGAUGGCCGUUCGUAUUAUAAGCCGAGUCCGAGUCAAUCGGCGAAAACGCCGCGAUUGCAGCACUCCCCGUCGCCCAAAGCCUCCCUCAAGUCAUCUCUGUCUGAUGUACCACGUGUUAUCUCGCCGAAAUGUAAAAGAGAUAGCGUUGGAUCAAUCACGCCUAGACGACCAGUUGAAUCUCUGAAAUUCAAUCUGCCAUUAAAGUCUAGUUCAAACAAAGUCUCGUCACAAAAAAAUAUACCUCCUUAUAAAAUUGUUGCAGGAACCCAUUUUGCGGUAGACGCAUUUUCGUACGGCGAAAUUCCGAACGUGAAACAUUAUUUCCUCACGCAUUUCCAUUCGGACCACUACACGGGAUUAAAAAAAAGUUUCAACAAAUUGUUGUUGUGCUCUGAAAUAACUGCGGAUCUAUGCAUUUCACGUUUAGGCGUGAAUUCAAAAUGUAUACGGGUGAUAAACAUCGAUGAAACAAUAUCCAUCGAAGGUGUCGAAAUCACAGCGCUCGAUGCGAACCAUUGUCCAGGUGCCUUGAUGCUGGUGUUCACGCUGCCCAACGGAAAAAGCUUACUACACACUGGCGACUGUCGCGCGUCGCCUGCUAUGGAGUCUUACCCUGUGUUCUGGAAUAAGGACAUACACACCGUAUAUCUAGACACGACUUAUUGCAACCCUCGCUACGACUUCCCAGCCCAAGACGACAGUCUGGAACUGGCGCUCUACAUUUUGAGGCAAAAGAAAAUGGCGCUGGAGAAGGCGGGAAAAAAGUUCUCUUCCGUUCUCAUUGUUUGCGGCACUUACACUAUAGGUAAAGAAAAGUUCUUCCUCGGGAUAGCGCGUCGAGUCGGUUGCUCGGUGUGGGCGUGUCCGGACAGGGACCGCGUUCUGCGUGCGGCGGAGGGUCGAAGCUACGCGCACUCGCCGCCCCGCUCGUGCCAGCUGCACGUCGUGCCCAUGAAGGACUUGACUCACGAGAAACUACGGAGCUACCUUGACAGCAUGCCGGGCGUGUUCACCGAAGUGGUAGCAUUUAAGCCCAGCGGGUGGGAGAAUGGGAAGAAUUCCCCCGUUGAGAAAGACUCUGUCACUAUUUAUGGUAUACCAUACAGUGAACACUCAAGUUUCUCCGAGUUGAUACGUCUGGUCAAGUUCCUCAAGCCGAAGCAGGUCGUGCCUACAGUGGAGAUUUCGGGCGGGAUCAAAUCUGUGCAGAAGUACUUCCCGUGUCCGUUGGUGAUUAAAGACUUCGCGCAGUGUCAGACCAAGCUCACGGAGUUCUUCAGAAUACCGAACCAGCAACAAGCGUCUGCUGUCACUUGAAAAGCGAAGUAAAAACGUUAUUAUAAGGUGCCAUUUUUGACUGUGAUUUCUGAAUUUAUUUAUGGAAUAAUUGUAAUGUUUAUUUUAUGUGAUUGUUUUGUUACAAAGAUUAAUAAAAUAUUUUUGAGUUUCGUUUUGUAA